UGUGCAGCUAUGUCGGCUGACUCUGAGGAAGAUCUGGCGGCUUUCGUGGCCCUCCACGGGGCCGCGCUCCGCUCAUCGAGGGUGCCGGAAUGCUACUGGGAGAGCCUGUGCCGGAAGCUGCGUGGCGAGGUAUUUGAUGCUGGUGACUACUUUGGGAUAAUGCAAGUAGAAGAGGUGGAUGAGGAGGAAGAAGUGGAUGAAGAAAUGGAAGAAGAGUUAAAAAAGAAACCAAAUCCUGGCAGUGAACCUAGUUUCAAAGUUAUCGUAACCAAUGAGAAUGGGCUCCAGGCCUCCAAUCCCAAUAGCAUCUUCCUCAUCGACCAUGCCUGGACAUACCGCGUGGAGCAGGCCCGCCAGCAGCUGCUGCACAUCCCCGGCUUGCUGCACAGGAUGGCAAGUCUCAUGGGAAUUGACUUCCACGGAGAGCUCCCAGAUGAGGGCAGUGUCGAGCAAGUGUUGCAGGAAAUGUGGAAAUACAACCAGACCUAUCAGCUUUCUCAAGGGACUGCAGAGGAGAAGGUUCCUGUCUGGUACAUUAUGGAUGAAUUUGGAUCACGCAUUCAGCAUUCAGAUCAGCCUAGCUUUGCCACAGCACCUCUGUUUUAUAUGCCUCAACAAAUUGCUUACACUCUUCUCUGGCCUUUGAGAGACCUUGAAACUGGUGAUGAAGUGACUCGGGAUUAUGCCUACGGGGAAACGGAUCACUUGAUCAGGAAGUGUGUUUUGUUACCCUGGGUGCCUGCUGACAUGUUAGAUGUGAACUGUUUUACACCAGAGCCAUCUGAUGAGUAUUACCAGGCUAUUUUAGCAGAAAACAAGGAGAAACUGCCUGUGACAAUAAGCCCACCAGUUUAUGGCAAAGACAAAGUUUUCAAGGUUUUCACAGACAUUCAGCAAGUCCUCCACAGCCUGACACACCCCCGAUUUGUGUUCACGGACAACGAGGGAGAAGCAGACAUCCUCUACAACUUCUCACACUUCAAAGAUUAUAGGAAGCUAAGUGAAGAAAGGCCUGAGGUAAUGCUGAAUCAGUUCCCGUGCGAGAACCUCGUAACCGUCAAAGACUGCCUGGCAUCCAUAUCUAGACGAGCUGGAGGACCAGAUGGGCCAAGAUGGUUGCCUCGUACAUUUAACCUCCAAACAGAACUGCCUCAGUUCAUCAGCUACUUUCAGCAGCGUGACAGAAGAGGAGAAGACAAUCACUGGAUAUGCAAACCGUGGAACUUGGCCAGAAGCCUGGAUACUCACAUCACCAACAACCUUAAGAAUAUCAUCAGGCACAGGGAAAGCAGCCCAAAGGUGGUGUGCAAAUACAUUGAGGAUCCCGUGCUGUUCCGGCGGGAGGAUGUGGGGCUGGUUAAAUUCGACAUCCGCUACGUCGUGUUGCUGCGCUCCGUGAAUCCGCUCACGCUCUACGCUUACGACGUGUUCUGGCUGCGCUUUUCCAAUCGGGCGUUUUCACUUGAUGACUUGGAUGACUACGAGAAGCAUUUCACAGUCAUGAACUACGCUCCCGGUGUAACGCUAAAGCAGGUACACUGUGAAGAAUUUAUUCCUCUGUUUGAAAAACAAUAUCCAGAAUAUCCUUGGGUAACAGUACAAGCAAAUAUCUUUAAGACAUUUGCUGAAUUGUUUCAAGCUGCUUCAGCUAAAGCUGCGCCUUUCGGCAUCUGCGAUUAUCCAUCGUCAAGAGCUAUAUAUGCCAUUGACUUGAUGCUCAAAUGGGACACCAGCAGAGAUGGAAAAAGAACUAUGCAGCCUCAGAUCCUGGAGGUGAACUUUAACCCUGACUGUGACAGAGCCUGCAAAUACCACCCCACCUUUUUUAAUGAUGUCUUCAGCACCCUGUUUCUGGAUGAAACGGAUGGCUGCCAUGUGACGUGCGUUGUCUAGCCGCAGGAGGUUUGACUCUGUCCUUCUCAAGAUAUGCUUUCCAGCAAGAUCUGUAUUUCAGUUCUAUGAGCUGCUGAUGCAACUGUGUUCCUGUUCUACUCACACAGGGUGGGGGGGGAAUCAUAUCAGAACAAUGUGCAUAUACUGUGUAAUGAUAAUCAUUGUACCUGCAUUUGUCAUCUCUCGUUUAGUUGUGUAAAUCCUCAGUUUGAGUCGGUCAGAUACAGGAGACCUCAAAGAGCACAGCAGCUGGAGCUAUUGGCUUGUUUUUCAUACAGCCUAAUUCCUUGCUUGCUGGGAAACACUGCACAAGUUCCCCAUGUCAACA
Molecule: messenger RNA, 2221 nt
Organism: Dryobates pubescens (Downy woodpecker)
Lineage: Eukaryota; Metazoa; Chordata; Aves; Piciformes; Picidae
Gene: TTLL12
Product: tubulin tyrosine ligase like 12
Exons: 14
Coding region: 10-1893 (627 amino acids)
Biological process (GO): protein modification process
Source: RefSeq, a predicted model, not a curated record